Molecule: messenger RNA, 2986 nt
Organism: Medicago truncatula (barrel medic)
Lineage: Eukaryota; Viridiplantae; Streptophyta; Magnoliopsida; Fabales; Fabaceae
Product: probable LRR receptor-like serine/threonine-protein kinase At4g29180
Exons: 12
Coding region: 126-2846 (906 amino acids)
Biological process (GO): protein phosphorylation
Molecular function (GO): protein kinase activity; ATP binding; protein binding
Source: RefSeq, a predicted model, not a curated record
AGUGUUAGGUAGGUUGUUUCUUCUUCCCUAAAAAAACAAAAGUUAGGUUAUUUCUUUUAAAACAAAAUUGUUUCCAACUUGCAUAUCAAGGUUGUUUCUUCCCUAACAGCAUUAUAGAAUUUCACAUGGCUCAUCUUAUUCUUGAUCCAGUGAUGACAAAUUCAACUGGAUUCAUACUGCUUCUCGUUUUUUUGUUUGGUGUUACAAUUUUAGUUCAUGCACAACAACAAACAGGCUUCAUAAGCAUUGAUUGUGGUGGUCCAGAAAAUUUUGAGUACACAGACGAGGACACUAAAAUAAAAUACGUCACUGAUGGAUCUUACAUACAAACAGGAGUUAACAAAAACAUUUCUUCUGACUAUGCAUACCCAAAAAAUCCUAAUCUACCAUAUCCACUCUCAGAUCUCAGAAGUUUUCCUCAUGGAAACCGGAACUGUUACCGAUUAAUUGCCGGAACAAAAGGCAGUUUACAUUUAAUAAGAGCUUCUUUCUUGUAUGGAAACUAUGACGGCGAAAACAAACUGCCUGAAUUUGAUCUCUAUGUUGGUGUAAAUUUCUGGUCAUCAGUGAAAUUUAAGAAUGCUUCAGAACAAGUUGCAUUGGAAACAAUCAGCAUGGCAACAUCAGAAGAAACAAAUGUGUGCCUUGUGAAUAAAGGAAAAGGAAUUCCUUUUAUCUCAGCAUUGGAACUUAGACCAAUUGAUAACUCUAUUUAUAAAACUGAGUUUGGUGAUUCUGCUUCAUUGUUACUUUUCAAAAGAUGGGACAUUGGUUCAUUUAAUGGAAGUGGUAGAUAUCAAGAUGAUGUUUAUGAUAGAAUUUGGUUUCCUCUUAAAUCCUCUUCAUGGAAAUCUAUAAGCACUUCUUCAAAAAUAGAUGUUAGUGGAGAUGGCUAUAAACCACCAUUUGAAGUUAUUAGGAAUGCUGCUACACCAAGGAAUGAGAAUGAUAGUUUGGAAUUUUCUUGGAUUUCAGAUGAUCGAAAUUUGAAAUUCAAUGUCUACUUGUACUUUGCAGAAGUGGAGAAACUUAACAAAACUCAGUUGAGAGAAUUCGACGUAUCUUGGAAUGGUUCUCCUUUGAUUAAAUCAAUAAUACCAAGAUACUUGCAAGCAACCACUGUGUUUAAUUCGAAGUCGUUGGUCGCAAAUGAACAUCGAAUUUCAAUACAAAAAACUGAAGAUUCAACUCUUCCACCUAUACUUAAUGCAGUGGAGAUUUAUGUAGUAAGACAACUUGAUGCACUUCCAACAUCUGAAGAAGAUGCUGAAGCUAUAAGGAGUGUAAAAGAUAGUUAUAGAGUUCAAAGAAAUUGGGUUGGUGAUCCAUGUGAACCAAAGAACUACACUUGGAAGGGCAUAAAAUGCAACUCCAGCACUUCACUUUCUCCAAGAAUUGUAUCACUGAAUCUGAGCAGAAGUGGUCUGAGUGGAAACAUAGAUCCUGCCAUUGCCAGUUUGUCUUUCUUGGAAACUUUGGAUUUAUGCAACAAUAGCUUAACUGGAUCAAUACCUCAGUUUUUGGAAGAAUUGAAAUCCCUUAAAUAUUUGGAUUUGAGGGGCAACCAACUUUCAGGUUUUGUCUCUACCACUCUCUUAGAGAGAUCAAGGAAUGGAUUACUUACUUUGAGGGUGGAUGAUAUAAAUCUCUCUGACUCAAAUAAAAGUGACACAAACAAGGCAAUUGUUCCCAUUGUUGCAACACUAUCAUCAGUUUUUUUAGUUCUAUUGAUCAUUGCAAUUCUCUAUUGGAAGCUUAGAAGAAGAAAUGAACCAUCAGAGGAUGAGAUGCAUAUGAUCAACAAAGGAACAGUAGUAUCAAAGAAGUUGCAAUACACUUAUGCUGAGGUGUUGGACAUCACCAGCAACUUGGAAAUAGUCAUUGGAAGGGGAGGAUUUGGAAGUGUUUACAGUGGUCAGAUGAAAGAUGGCAAUAAAGUUGCAGUCAAGAUGCUUUCUGCAUCUUCAGCUCAAGGGCCAAAGGAAUUUCAAACUGAGGCUGAACUUUUGAUGACAGUUCAUCACAAAAAUUUGGUAUCCUUCAUUGGCUAUUGUGAUGAAGGUGACAAGAUGGCACUGAUAUAUGAGUUUAUGGCCAAUGGAAACCUAAAAGAAAAUCUCUCAGAAAAAAGUUCACAUUGCUUGAGUUGGGAAAGAAGACUUCAAAUAGCAAUUGAUGCUGCAGAGGGAUUGGACUACCUACACCAUGGAUGCAAGCCACCCAUAAUACACAGAGAUGUAAAAUCAGCCAACAUUCUUCUAAAUGAAGACUUAGAAGCUAAAAUAGCAGAUUUUGGACUCUCUAAGGUGUUUAAGAAUAGUGAUAUCCAAAAUGCGGAUUCUACAUUGAUUCAUGUUGAUGUGAGUGGCGAAAAAUCUGCAAUCAUGGGGACAAUGGGAUACCUUGAUCCAGAGUACUACAAAUUACAGACCUUGAAUGAAAAAAGUGACAUCUAUAGCUACGGAAUUGUUCUAUUGGAAUUAAUCACAGGUCUGCCAGCAGUGAUUAAAGGCAAGCCAUCAAAACACAUACUUGAGUUUGUAAGACCACGACUUAAUAAGGACGACUUGAGCAAAGUUAUAGAUCCAAGACUCGAAGGAAAAUUUGAUGUAAGUUCAGGAUGGAAAGUUUUAGGUUUAGCAAUUGCAUGUACUGCAUCAACCUCAAUCCAGAGACCGACAAUGAGUGUCGUGUUAGCUGAGCUGAAACAAUGUGUUAGAAUGGAGUCUCAUAGUGACAGGGAAAUAUUCGUGCCACCGAGAAAUAUAUACAGUGAAUUUUAUAGUUCAUCUGAUGCAUUUAACUCCGUAGAUAGUGAAUCUAUGACAUAUCCUGUCGCUAGGUAAUAGUGUACAUUGAGACACUCAGAAGUAUUCAUUUCAAUUUGUAAAUCUUAAUGAAACCAUAAGAUGAUAAAGAUACUUUACUACAAAUUUAUUUAAUUUUAUUAAAAGUAGUUCUCAUGUUUAGAACUUUUGCAAGAAAA